Molecule: messenger RNA, 691 nt
Organism: Bactrocera neohumeralis
Lineage: Eukaryota; Metazoa; Arthropoda; Insecta; Diptera; Tephritidae
Product: protein LTO1 homolog
Exons: 1
Coding region: 58-501 (147 amino acids)
Source: RefSeq, a predicted model, not a curated record
UCGUCGCCAACAAAUCAUUUUUAUUUUAGCCGCCUUUACAAUUUCUGCUUUUUUGUUAUGGCUGCUGCGGAACAGGAUUUCAAUGAUUUGCUGGACAACAUUGUUUUGGCAGAAGAAAAUAUAGCGCAAGAGAGUUACCAGGAAGGCUUAGAAGUGGGUCGUGCACGUGGGGAGAAGGAAGGUUAUGAGCUAGGCUACGAGCAAGGAUUACGACUUGGCAAGGAAUUAGGUGAAAUUUACAGCAUUGUUUUGGCACAACAACAACAAAAACACACUGAAAAAGUACAACGUGCAUUGCAACAAUUACGUACAAGCAUAGACCAAUUUCCACGUGAUAAUAAUCCCGAAGCCGAUAUAAUUGGCAUGGUGGAGGAUAUACGCAAUCAAUACAAACGAGUACGUGUGUUGACGGCAGGCAAGGUUGGAAAGACAACGAAAAAAGUAGAAAACAACAGCAGUAGUGGUGGUGCGACAGAGGUGGUCAAAGAUUUUUCUUUUUAAAAAUCGAAACAACUGAUAAAAUGAGUAGCAGUCAAAUACGCGCGUGCUUGGAGGAGAUUUUACACUUCAUGCAGCCACAUUGGGAGUUUGUCAAUUGCCAUAUGGUUAGCUACUUGACAGACAAACAUUGGCAGUCUUAUGUGCCCGCAGAUAUAAAGCAUGAAGUGCCAGAUGUGGAAAGCGUACAAAA